This is a messenger RNA of Chinchilla lanigera (long-tailed chinchilla), 787 nucleotides long. It is a transcript of the gene Psmb11, whose product is annotated as proteasome (prosome, macropain) subunit, beta type, 11. Gene Ontology annotation, molecular function: threonine-type endopeptidase activity. Gene Ontology annotation, cellular component: proteasome core complex. Lineage: Eukaryota; Metazoa; Chordata; Mammalia; Rodentia; Chinchillidae. The record is from RefSeq and is a predicted model, not a curated record.
GCCGCGUGGUGCCGGGUGCUGCAGCGGGAGCUGCGGCUCCGCGCGCUGCGGGAGGGCCAGCUGCCCAGCGUGGCCAGCGCGGCCAAGCUCCUGUCCACCAUGCUGUCCGGCUACCGCGGGCUGGAUCUGUGCGUGGCCACCACGCUGUGCGGCUGGGACCGCUCUGGGCCCGCGCUCUUCUACGUGUACAGCGACGGCACCCGCCUGCCAGGGGACGUCUUCUCCGUGGGCUCCGGCUCUCCCUACGCCUACGGCGUGCUGGACCGCGGCUACCGCUACGACAUGAGCACCCAGGAAGCCUACGCCCUGGCCCGCCGCGCGGUGGCCCACGCCACCCGCCGGGAUGCCUACUCGGGAGGCUCUGUCGACCUUUUCCAUGUGCGGGAGAGCGGAUGGGAGUACGUGUCACGCAGCGACGCCUGUGUGCUGUACAUGGAGCUGCGGGUGUCCCCGGAACCAGCCCUGGAGGGUGAGGCCAGCCAGGCCCCGCCCGAGCCCGUCACUCCUCACGGAGCUGAGGAAGGCGGAGAACUCCCUGCGGGCCCAGGGGAGGUGGCACUAGAAGACUCGAAGAUGCCAGCAGAGACUGAGAGGCUGUGAGAAGUGGCAGGGCUCGGAAACCCAGGCUGAGGGAGUGGGGCAGCGGGCAGGGGGCGGCUUUGCUGGGAGCAGCCUAACACCUUGCUGCAGCCCUCCUGGGUUGCCUGCUUCAUUUGUUACCAGUCCCCACCCUUUCUGCCUCUGAGAGCUAUUGAUGGUUCUGUCCAACAUGUGCCUGUUGAUGCCC